UAGCGCGAAAAUGUUUAGUCAGCUGUUUUAAAAAAAUGUUUAUGUUUACAUUUUUUGCUUUUAAAUAUUUUUUUAAAUUUGUUGUGCAGAUAAUUAGACAUUAAUAUGGAUUUUGAUUUGUUUGAACCAGAUGAAGAUGACGAUAUUUUGUCUACGCUUAAUAUUGAACCAACACAAGUUCCCAACGAUGCCUUAAGCAAUGAUGUUAUACCAGAAUUUCAAUGUCAGGGAGAGGAUUCACUCAAUGCCCAAUUUUCUUUAGAUGGCUUCAUUAAAAAUACAUUUUUACAUUAUAAUUUCGAGAAUAAAAAUAAAGCGAUCGAGGAGGUUUCACUAAGUUCUUAUGAAUUUCAAAAACAACAGCUAAAGGGAAAUACAGUAACUAGUUUCGUAUUUGGAGAGGCCUGCACAAAUGUACAAUAUUUAAUAAGUAGUGUUCAGGGCCCCUUGGGAACCUCCCAUGAGGAAAUAUCAUUUUAUCGAAGACGACGUCAAGUUACUUUACUAUAUCACCUCAUACUCCAAACUACACAUACAGAAGAAUGGAACUUUUUUAAACCCCACCUUACACGUCUUCGAUCACUUUUGAAUAAUUGUAUACAAACGGAAACUUUGAAACUUGUGUACUUUGCCAAUAGUUGCAAAGGCAAUGAAUGUAAUAUACCAGCGUACCAUUUAUUACAUGGUCUACUCGAAUGGAAAUUUUUAGAUUUAUGUAUUUUAUAUAAAUACGAUUUAAACUCUGUAACAGACCUAGAAAAUUCUGCAAAAUCUUCCAGCUCAGUCAUAAGUCAAUGCGAGCGUAUCGUUAAUGAUUUAUUGAUCUGUUCAAUAUUUGUCUAUGCUAAAAAACGUUCGGCAGAAUUGUUGUUUUCUUCACCAUUUCCUUGUACUUGUGUAAAAGAAGUGUGGCUACUUUUACAAUUUUCUUUGCAAAAAUGGUCAUUAAGCGAGAAACCAGAUGAAGAUAAGAUUUCAUUUUGGUCUUUAUUUAAUAAAUCAAUGGACCGAAUAAGAACAAAAAUGGAUGAUUAUUCUUUAACGACCGUUAGUUACUGUGAAUUUUCCAACUGGAUGUUACACGCCUUAGUACGUUUACAUGGCUUUCGUUCUAACGGUCAAUAUGAAGGUCCAAACUAUUCCAGAGCAACUGGUGAGGCUGCAGAAAAUUUUGAAUUUUGUGAGCGUACAACACAACAAUUUCUUAAUGCAAAUCCUAACGAAGAUCAACUGCGCAUAUUUAUAUGCCUUUUAACACCGACACUAAUCCAAUGGUGGCAACCCAAAGUAAACAUUCCUAUGAUACUGUGGGAACAUUUUCACAAGAAAUUGAACUCUUCAUUUUAUAUAGCGGGAACAGCACCCAGCAAUUUAGCAGUAUCCUGCAAUAGUGGACGAGCAUAUAUUGAUAAGUAUCGUAAUUUAUUGGACAAACCUCCUGAUGCCAAUUUAAGUAGUUAUACACUUUUCGUUUUAUUAAUGGGUAAAUGUUUGGAGAGAUUAUUGUCAUGCCAUGCCAAUCAUCAGGUGCAGAAACUACUUGGUCGCGUCUAUACAAAAUUUAGCACACAAAAAUUUCUAACGCUCAAUGAAACAGGUAUUCAUCAUUUAAUCGAAUUAUUUUUGGUAUUAUCACUUUGUGGCGAUUUUAGUGAUUUAUCGAUAAAAUUAAGAGAUAAACUUUUAUCCAUAUCAUUCGAAAAAGUAACGGGUCCUAAGCAAGUGGCUGUGGCAAAGGGUCACAUGGCUUUAUGGAUAUUAUAUGCCGAACAUAAAUACGAUUUAACGGAUUAUGCCAUAAAACUUUUGCAACAACUAACAAGCAUACGUAACGAUCUCUCAGUAUCCAAGAUUAUGGCAGACACACUAUUAGAUAUAUUUGAUCAUGCUGAUACUUUUCAAAGAGGUGAACAUCUAUUAGUUGGUUCUUGGAUACCAAACUUUCUUAAUAAUUGUACACCGGUAGAACAGGACAGAACUUUGGAAGCAAUACAUUUAAUAUUUGUAAAAAUUCAAAGCACAGAACAAUUUUUGGAUGCAAACAACGAGUUACUAAAGGCUCUUAAUAGCACCAUAUUACCUUUUGUCAAGCAGCAGUAUCUCAAUAAUUACAGCCAGUGGUUGCCAAUAUUAGCAGCCGAUUUCUGCACUCAUUCGUUUGCGGUAACAGAUGUGCAAAGUUUUCAAAAAUUAUUUAACUAUUUUUCCGAACAACAGCCCGUUAAUCGUCAAGCAGUCCCACAAUUUUUACUUAAAAUUCUGGAAUCUGAUCGUAAUACACUUGUAGAUCACACUACUAUUAUGCAAAUUUGGCUCAAAAGUCUAGUGGUGUUGACGGCUGGCAAUGAGGAUGUGGCUAAACUUACAAAAAUUGUUGUCAAAUUGCCCGAAUUCUCAUCAAUGACAAAUACUGAUGCCGAGGAGUUGAUUCAAGCUAAAGAGCCCUUAUGUAUUUUUGUAGCAGCAGUUGGAAAAAAGUAUGAUAACACUAGUGACUAUGGCCAACGUAAUACAAUUUCAAAUAACUUCAAUUCGUAUAUACGCAAUUUUGACAAAUGGCUAAAUACUGAUUUUAAAUUGGAGAAAUCUGAAUUGAUCUUUCGUUUUUAUAGUUUUCUCGCAAUUGUUAUUUUUAACUGCCCGCACAUUGUUUAUGCCAAAUCGAAAAUUACAUGUUUCUUUCACAUAGCUAUCACACGCUACAUUUUACCCACUAGUAUACAAAUGGGUAAAGCGCCAGAAGGCAAAUUAGCACAACUCAUACAUAAAAUAUGGCCAGUGGUAGUACAAGGCAUUGGUCGAUUAAAUUUCAAAUCUGAUGCUUAUUUAAAUAAAACUCUAACGGAUCUCAUACAGAAGUGGACGCCACAUUUUAAGAUUUCUCCAAAUGCUAAACAAGUGGCACGACCCUACAUCAACUGUCUGCAAGGAGAUAAUCAUGAUUUAAGCCUAUUUGUUUUCGAAAAACUAACAAAUCUCUUCUUGUCCACACAAAGGCGGCAGGCCGAUCCAAAUGCUUGCUUAGUUAUUACUAUAUAUCAGGAAGUUGUCGAAUCGAUUGCAUCAAAGUGCGACGAUGAAAAUUCCACCACACGUUUGCAAACAUUUAUGAAAGGCAGCUCUUUAGCCACCCUGGAACAUAUAAUGAUGGUUGACGAAAUUGUUCCCAGUCGCGCUUUGCUCUUAGAUUUAUUCAAACGCAUUAUCCAUAGCUCGGUCUUCAAAAAUUCCAACAUGUUAAAGGAUUUAUUUCGAGAACAUUUACGCAUUUUAUGCAAGAAACAUUUAUCAUUUCAUACGUUUUUCUUUUUUGAACUAUUGAUGAAACUGUGUACCAUUUCCUAUGCAUUAAUUGAGGAUAUAAUUCCGUUUUUAGUGGAUGAAAUCCGCAUUGUAGAGGGAAAACGUGGUGCUGGAGAGGAUAAUCGUAUACGUGGUUGCUUAAGUAAAUUACAACAGAAUAUUGAAUUGGCUAAACAAAAGAAAGUUUAAUUGUUUUUAUUUUUUACAAAGUGAAAAAAUUAAAAUUUUGUAUUUAAUGUUUUUGUUAUUAAUAAAUGUUAAGUUUAGUUUUUUUACUAUACAUUUUA
This is a messenger RNA of Lucilia cuprina (Australian sheep blowfly), 3590 nucleotides long. RefSeq names its product protein MMS22-like. The record is from RefSeq and is a predicted model, not a curated record. Bases 106 to 3492 code for a protein of 1128 amino acids. The transcript has 3 exons. Gene Ontology annotation, biological process: replication fork processing; double-strand break repair via homologous recombination. NCBI's taxonomy places the organism in Eukaryota, Metazoa, Arthropoda, Insecta, Diptera, Calliphoridae. Gene Ontology annotation, cellular component: nuclear replication fork.